This is a messenger RNA of Fusarium falciforme, 5877 nucleotides long. RefSeq lists its product as hypothetical. Gene Ontology annotation, biological process: proteasomal ubiquitin-independent protein catabolic process. Lineage: Eukaryota; Fungi; Ascomycota; Sordariomycetes; Hypocreales; Nectriaceae. The transcript has 3 exons. The record is from RefSeq and is a predicted model, not a curated record. Bases 1 to 5877 code for a protein of 1958 amino acids. Gene Ontology annotation, cellular component: nucleus; cytosol. Gene Ontology annotation, molecular function: proteasome binding; peptidase activator activity.
AUGGACGAGAACAUCGGGCCCCGGCCUUCGGGAGCCCAUGCUUCCAUGCCGCCCACCACAGGAGCCAAUCUGCUUGCAAACUUCAUGCCCUAUGAGCCCAUCUCACGAGCCACAUCUCCCGGCAUCCCUUACCCGAAGACCGACGAAGAUGAUAGGAAACGCUACCGACCUCGAACAUUUGCCUACUUCCAGCAGCUGCCAUUCGAGGUAGAGGAGGAAGCUCAGCGCGAUGCCGCCUUGCAGGGAAUUCUUAAGCAGCUCUACAUCGCCGUUCGCGCAGAGGACUUCUCUCCUGGCGCCCUCCACUGGACCAAAGAGCUUCAGGGCUGGCUCAAUCUCAAGUUUGAGAUGACGAGGGAGCAAAGGGCGAAGCUGGCGAAGCUCUACUACUCGCUUGCUCUCGCCCCAGGCUUGGACGCGACAGCUUCGGACCGCUUCCUACGUAUGGUCUUGACACUAACUAGGAAGAACCACUACUUGAAGCCUGGCGAAGACCUUGUCCUCGACUGGAGGCCCCUCUGGAAUGAGAUCAAGGCCUGGGUUUUGCCCUCUGAGGUCCCCGCGCACCAGAGCAACCGCAAACGAUCAGCCAAGCAGCUGCUUAAGCUGUGCACUCAUGCGCACACAUACUUUGACCCCGCCGAGCGCCGGGCUAUGCUGGAGGAAUUUCUGCCGUACUUCAGUGUGAACGAGCUACCGAACGCAUUCAUUGUCGUGGGCGUCCUGAAUGCGCUCCUCCCUAGCCAUCCCGCUCCUGUCAGCGAGCACCAAUCACAACCAAGCGACUUCUUCCCCACGCUCUUCCACCUGUGGUCCAUCAUCAACCGUUCUAAGGCAUUUGAUGUCUUCUUCAUCGACCUCUUUUCCCGUCUCGCUCGGGAUCACAUGCACUGCUCCCAUGUGCCUUUCGGUAGCCAUGGCAUUUUCACAAAGGACCAGUCCGACCUCAUCUUCACAGCCAUUCUCCGGCUCACACAAAUACCUGUGGGUCAGGCUAACUCGCCAUACACCCCCUUGGACUAUCUGUCCGGCGCAGGCGUGUAUGUGGAGAAGGACAAGAAGAAGUAUCCUGUGGCCUACAUGAUUUCUCGCUUGAUUGUGAGCUCCUUGUCCCCCGCCAGCCUGCAGGGCGACGAUUCGAUCAUGACUAGCCUGGAAGGCUUCAUGGAGUCCAUCGACACCUUUUUCCAUCCUUCGAACCAAGGCUCUUGGACCACGAUGUUGGGCCAGCUUACAUUAUACCUGACUGAAGCCUUCGUCUCGCGAUGGAAUCGUGAGCAAAGUGGCGAAUUGGAUCUCCCUGAAGAUCGCAAGAUCAACGCUGAGCUGAAGAAACGCUUCGUCUCGUCUCUGAAGGAGGUGACCUUCAUGGGUCUCUUUUCCAAGAGCAGCCGCGUGUCAUACUACUACUACAGCGCCCUCCAGGGCCUUGCCUACCUCGAGCCUGACUUGGUGUUGCCGGGCGCCCUGCAGAGGUUCUAUCCCAGUCUUCAGGGCCUAGUUGAGGUCCACAGAACUACAUCCAGCUUGAACGGCUUGCAGAUGAUUGCGAACAUCAUGUCCAAGCUCAAGGGAUAUCGUUGCCACAUUACCGCGCUCUUGGCUCUUGCCUUGCCAGGAAUCGACGCCAACGACCUAAAUAAAACACAAUACACACUCAAUUUCAUUCAGAGCGUUGCUUUCAGCAUUCCCAUGGUGCCCUUGGUCAAAGAGGGCAGCCACAUCCACGACACCACCUUAGCCAUGCAAUGGGUUCAAGGUGAGAUGGAGCGUAUGGAACGCGAAGGGCAGAAUGUCAAAUUUGACUACAAGAACGAGCUCACCGACGAAGACGAGGCGAAUAUUCUCAGAUCCUCAACUACAGGAUUUGGCGAGUUCAUUUUGACGUUGUUGGGCAAGGUCUUUACCUUGCUAGAGAACCUACCAGACGCUAAUCUGGUUCGUGGUGGGGGCACUCCUGAGGACAACGUCAUCAACGCCUUGCCGGCUGCUUUGUCGCCAUUGUUUGCAUCACUGUCUCCUGAGCUUUUCGACAUGGCUCUUGAAAAGGUUGCAACAUUUGUGUCAAGCCAUGUUGUCCACCAGGCCAGAGAUGCGAUGGCUUGGAUCCUCAACGCGCUGUGUAAGGUUAACCCUGAGAAGACGCUCAAGGUUUUCAUCCCUAUGCUGGUGGUCAACAUCCGCAACGAGAUUGACUUCAACAAUGCUGCAUCUGACCGAAGCAGCGGUACAGAGUAUCUACCCAGGGACCGAGCCCUUGUAUGGUAUGUUAGCAUGUUGGCAAUGGCUGUCGUCCAUGUUGGUAGUGAAGUCCUGAAGUACAAGGACGAUCUCCUUGGAAUUGCGGACUACAUGCAGGAGAAAUGCCGUGGUCUGCCCACCAUCCUGGUCUCGAACUACAUUCAUCACCUUCUCCUGAACUUGACUCACACAUACCCCAUUGACCACGCUUUGUAUGAGCCCGAAGUCAUCAAGCGCGGCAUCGAUGUUGAUGACUGGGGCAAAACAACCGCCCCGAACGAUCUAACCAUCCGAUGGCACCAGCCUUCACCCGCCGAGAUCGACUUUGCUGUUGAGCUGUUUGCGUCGCAGACCAAGACCGCCAAGGACCAGCUAGAACUACUGAUGAGUGAUAACCCACCAGUGAGCAGGACAGGAAAAAACAAAGAAUGGUCCGAUGAAGUUUCUCGACUAAUGCAGCAGAUCAGACUGGUCACGUCCGGUAUGGCUACCAUGUUCGACCCCGAGCGUGCUGCCGGCAUCAUGACUGGCAACACUGAGGAAGACCAUGAUGUCGCUCGCGAGGAUGACGACGAGAUGAUGAUCGACGAAGACCCCCUUGCUGAGGUGGCUGAGGAUGAAGAACUUCGACCCCAGUUCCGCUACAAGGCAGGCUAUGUCCUCAAGUCGAGUGACCCAGCCUACCGCAAGAUCCACGACCUGCGUGAGGAGCUGGGCCACCUUCUCACCAAGACGCACUCAUUCCUGAAUGAGAACCAAGAGGAUGAUGUUAACUCCUUCACUGCUCUUUAUGCUGCUUAUCGAACCUGGAUCACGGAUGUCGGUAUUGAACGUUCCGCCCACCCCCUGGAGAGGCAUGUACGACUCUACAAGUCGGACAUUGCUGCUUUCAAGAUCAAGGGACUCAGAAAGGUCUACCCGCGACCUCUGCUCAUCAAGCGCGCAGAGGCAUACCAGCUGUUGCGCCGAAAGCACAAUGCUUCGUCAAGACAGAAGAGUGAAUUGGAUAAGCGCCUGUUGCUCGACCUUGCCGAGUCGAGUCUGUCGCUCUAUGCAGAUGUACGACGAGUCGCGCAGAGCGCGCAGGAUUCGUCAUUGAAGUCUCUCAUCGGCAGCAAGCCUUUGGUCAUCCCUGUCAUUCUUGAGGGAUUGCGGAAAGCAAUUGAGACCAACGAUCAUGAUCGUAUCAAAGGCGGAAUGUACACCCUCCUAUUCACAUCCCUGCUCAGGACCCUUCUCAAGGACUGGCGAUUUGCUCCCGAAGCUAUGCGUCUGUACAUUGAGACUGCAGGCAUCGAUAAGCCCUCCAUUCAGAAUCUUGGGUCAUCCGCAUUGUACACCCUCAUCGACUUUGGCAAGCCUUUUGAGCGCAUGAUCAUUGUAGACGACGUUCUGCUCGACACUAUCAAACCUGCAGGAGACGUGUCGGCAGCCAUCGAGACGCGCCACCAAUUCAUUUUGCAGCGCCGAAAGAGGGUGGAGGACUCCAAGGCGAAUUUGGGACUGGAGUUGACGGAACGCGCCAAGGGGGCUCACUGGAAGAUCGCUACACGGUGCGCCAUCUUUGCCACAAAUCUGUGCCUCCGAUUCCACACCCUGGCACCGGCCGAGUUUGUUGACCUUGUGGCCAACGGAACGAACGAUCCUCACCCCGGUCUGCGAGGUUACUACUUGAACGCUUUCACUUCGGUCUUUACCGCCGUUGAUAUGCGCGCGGUCUAUGGGCACGAGUAUCGCAACUACCUCCUCGAAAAGGAGGUCGGUGACCGGAACCGGGUUCAAGUCCAAGUCAAGAAGGGCGACGAGGAAUUUACUCACAAUUUCCUCGAGUCUUUCAAGCAGCCUCAAGACGCGGCGUACAUGGUUGAUGCUGACCAUCCUGGCUGGCUCGUCUGGGGGAAGAAGUUUACCGCCUACCGAGCGAAGCCUCUCCCAUUCGAUAGCUACGACGGAGUAGAGGGUGCGCUGCGGGACCAGAUGGGCCAGAUCUUGAACCGAGAGUGGCUAUCUCAGUGCUUUGACUACCUGAAACAGGAACCUCGCGACGCUACGACUGAUAGAUUCCGCAUGAGCAACGUGUACCUCCUUAUGCAUGUCUUUGACCUGAUGCACUACGGCAAGACGGUGGUCACGCUGGAGGACGUCAAAGAGCUGGUCAAGGAUGUCUUUGGUGAUGGCAACGACAAGCAUCAACAUCGCGCAACAUCGGAAAUUUUGGGUGCAUUGCUUGCAGGUUCCAGCGAUGAUCCACCAGAGAUUCGCAACCGCGUGUGGGAGUACGCCGCCCCAAUGAUGCUCAAGAUUUUUGCGGACGACCUGACACCGGAUAACCUGCAAUACUGGCUUACCUGCCUUCACCUAAUCUUGGACUCUAAGGAUCCCCGGCGAUCACAUGAGAUUGUAGAUGCACUGCGAUCAUUCCGACUCGAUAUGACGUCCAAUGCUGCUUUCAAGGAGUCCUCCAAGGUUCAACUGCUCGAGUUUAUUGUCGCAGACGGCGGCUGGCACUUCCGACACGAACAGCCAAUCCUUGACGACUUCCUUGCACACAUCGACCACCCGUACAAGGCAGUCCGCGAGGCAAUCGGGCGAGUACUGUCGGUUAUUUACAAGACUCGAUACCACGAGUCGUUUGAGAACGUUAGCAAACUCCUGGAUGAGAACAAGGCUGCCUCAUCGAUUGGUAUCCGGCCUUACCAACCCACCGAGGAGUUCACAGCCACGAUCAAGGAUGUGUUUUCCCGCUUGGAGAAAUGGCGACAUGAGAGAACGCCUGGCCAGCAAACGCCAUGCUCGUACACUUCGGGUUCCAAGACGGUGCUGAUGUGGCUCGACUGCACCCUAUCGUCGCACGAGUGCAUCCAGAUGGUGCCGUUCUUCCCCAGCCCCUUCAUGGAAGAGCUGCUGCACAUGAUGGACGUGAAGGAAGACCCGGAACUUAUGAGACUGGCGUACCAUGUCUACCGUCACUUGCCAAACAUCCCCUUCCGAGAUGGAGAGGACUCGGAGUUCAUUGAUGCCCUGAUCCGAAUCGGCAAGACGUCGACGAGUUGGCACCAACGGCUGCGUGCCCUAGUCAACAUGCAGGUCAUCUACUUCAGACGUAUCUUCCUGACGAGAAGCGCCCAAAGAGAAGCGCUGUUCACCGCUGUCUCCGACAUGCUGGGCGACCCGCAGCUUGAAGUGCGGUCAUGCGCAUCCACCACACUUGCAGGCAUGAUCCGCUGCUCACCUCGCCGCAUCCGUGAUCCCAUGAUCGCACACCUCAAGGCUCGUUUUGAGGAUGAGCUGCAACGCAACCCAAUGCCAAAACGGGGCCGCCAUCUCCCCGGCACCGACACCCCGGUUGACGUGCACAAGCAAAUCACAAGGAGGCACGCUGCGGUCCUUGGACUGGGUGCCUUGAUCGAGGCAUUCCCCUAUGCUACCCCGCCUCCUGAGUGGAUGCCAGAGGUGCUUGCGCUGCUCGCUCGAAGAGCCGCCGCUGAUCCUGGAGUGGUGGGUAAAGCUACUAAGACCAUCCUCAGCGAGUUCAAGAAGACCAGACAGGACAGCUGGACGGUGGAUCAGAAGUACUUUACCUCUGAGCAACUGGAGGACCUGGAGGGAGUGUUGUGGAAGAGUUACUUUGCCUAA